This is a messenger RNA of Anoplophora glabripennis (Asian longhorned beetle), 1134 nucleotides long. Its product is annotated as lipase 1-like. Lineage: Eukaryota; Metazoa; Arthropoda; Insecta; Coleoptera; Cerambycidae. The record is from RefSeq and is a predicted model, not a curated record. The coding region runs from base 1 to 1128 and encodes 375 amino acids. Gene Ontology annotation, biological process: lipid metabolic process. The transcript has 7 exons. Gene Ontology annotation, molecular function: hydrolase activity, acting on ester bonds.
AUGUCUGAUACACAGAUACUAAACAAGUACGGUUACCCAGUGGAAACUCACAGUAUUGAAACUGAAGACGGAUAUCUUUUGGAAGUAUAUAGAAUUCCGUAUGGUCGUAGAAUCACUGAUAAAAGAAGAAAAAACAAUCCAGUGAUUGUAACUCACGGCCUCUUAGGAUCGGCAGAGAAUUUAAUUUUAGUGGGUCCCAAUAAAUCUUUAGCUUAUAUGUUAGCAGACAACGGAUAUGAUGUAUGGCUCAGUAAUACUAGAGGAAAUUGGCAUUCCAGAAAGCAUAAAACUUUAAAUCCAGACCAAGAUCAACAAUACUGGCAAUUUUCGUUUAAUGAAAUUGGAAUUUAUGACCUUCCUGCUACCAUCGAUUACAUUCUAAAUAAAACAGAUUCCAAUCAGCUGCAUUACGUUGGACUUUCUCAAGGAGCUUCAGCAUUUUUUGCAAUGUGUUCUGAACGUCCAGAAUACAACAAAAGAAUAACAGUAAUGGCAGCUUUAGCCCCUGUAGCUAUUCUGAAACACUUCAGAAAUCCAUUUAUUAGAAUAAUAUCUCCUUUUUAUCGCUUCUUGGAGCGUUUGGCCGAUGAAGCUCAUCUGAACGAACUGCCACCUUUUAUUUCAAGUAGAAAUAUACAAGCCAUAAAUAAAGCUUUAUGUGGUAGAGGGAAUCUAUUACCUUUUGAAAUAUGUCGUAUCCUACUUUCCAUACUGUUUGAAGACAAGGAAAUGGACAAACCACGUAAUGUCAUCAAUCUGGCCUUAUCAAAUUUUCCUGCUGGAGCAUCUGCUAAACAAGUAUUGCAUUAUGCUCAAAUUAUUGAGAAAGGUAAGUUUCAAAAGUACGAUUGGGGUCCAAAAGAGAACAUAAGAAGAUAUAAUUCAAAAAUCCCACCCGAAUACAACCUAAAAAACAUAACCGCUCCGGUUGCCCUAUUUUAUGGGGAAGCUGAUUCUGUUGCUACGAAGGAGGAUGUGGAGAUACUUGCAAAAUUAUUACCAAAUGUGGUUGAAAUGUACAAAGUCCCUUCUAAAAAUUGGAAUCAUUUGGACUUCGUAUGGGGAAAAAAUAUCGAUAUUUUAUUAAAUAAUAAAGUUAUAGAUGUAAUUACAAGGUAUAAUAAAUAAAUAUAA